Molecule: messenger RNA, 1341 nt
Organism: Corylus avellana
Lineage: Eukaryota; Viridiplantae; Streptophyta; Magnoliopsida; Fagales; Betulaceae
Source: RefSeq, a predicted model, not a curated record
AUGGAACUUCAGCAUUUCUUCCACCACCAUCCUUUGGCCUCGACUUAUUACACGACAUCUUCUUAUAGAAGAGAUUGUGAGGGGUGCAGGGAAGAAAUAUUGGGUUUUAGUUACAGUUGCCAAAUGUGCCAGUUCUUCCUCCACAAAUCAUGUGGCGAACAACCCCGCAAGUUGCCGCACCCAUUGCACCCGAAACAUCCUCUUUUUCUCCGCGUUAUCCCAAUUGAGAACAAGAAGUGGUGUUAUUUCUGCAAUGCAUUAGUCGAGGGCUUCGCUUACAAUUGUCCUCGCUGUAAUUUUAACCUUCAUCUUAAAUGCGCUUCUAUACCCUUCACCCUAAAACCUGAAUUUCACGACCACCCAUUGAAGCUCCUGCGGAAAUCAGUCUCCUUCACUUGCGAUGCAUGUGGGAAAGAAGAUGAAGACAUGUACUCUUACGUGGACACUGACAGAGCUUAUUAUUGCUCAAAAUGCAAUUUUGUUGCCCACCUUGUUUGUGCUACACGCGAGGGAGAAACCGAGGAAAUAAAGAAGCCUCUUGAGUCGACAGGUAUCCUUAAAAACGAAGAUUCAGAACUGGAUGAAUCCAUUGACUCAUUACCUUAUGCUGUGAAGAAGAUGAAGAUAGGAGAGGAUAAAAUUGAAAUACCCGAAGAAAUCAAUCAUUUUAGUCAUCAACAUGACUUAAAGCUUACAGAGGAGCUUCUGAACAAUGAACAAUGUGAUGGGUGUAUGCUUCCUAUAUCUACAUCCCCAUCCCCACAAUUUUACAGUUGUGCUCAAUGCAGAUUUUUUCUUCAUAAAUCUUGUGUUGAAUUACCCAUAAAAAAGCUACACCCAGUCCUUCACCCCCACCUCCUCACCCUCUUCACAAAGGCACCUUACGCUUCUAGCGGGUUCAGUUGUAAUGUUUGUGAUAGGCUAUGUAAUGGCUUCACCUACCAUUGUAAGGAUUGCACGUUUGAUGCAGAUGUCCAAUGUAGUUUGAUCUCAGACAUCCUUACACAUGACGGUCACGAGCACCCACUGAUUCUAUCAAGAGCACCCGGUAGUGAGAAUUGUAGUUGUUGUUAUAAUAGUGGAAGAGUAUUCAAGUGUGCUGAUUGCGAAUUCACUUUGGAUGUCAAAUGCGCUACACUGCCACAUACCAUGAGGUACCGACGCUUUGAACAACCCUUCAAAUUGUGUUAUAAGGCUGAAGAAGAUUAUGAGGACGAUGAAUAUUAUUGUGACAUUUGUGAAAAAAAACGAAAUCCAAAGCACUGGUUUUAUUACUGUGCAGAUAUGAGUUUCCCUGCUCAUCCCAAUUGCAUUCUUGGAAAAUCUCCGUAUUAUAAAUGA